Aspergillus mulundensis is the source of this 1761-nucleotide messenger RNA. It is a transcript of the gene lreA, whose product is annotated as GATA transcription factor LreA. NCBI's taxonomy places the organism in Eukaryota, Fungi, Ascomycota, Eurotiomycetes, Eurotiales, Aspergillaceae. Gene Ontology annotation, biological process: regulation of DNA-templated transcription. The transcript is spliced from 2 exons. Gene Ontology annotation, molecular function: protein binding; zinc ion binding; sequence-specific DNA binding. Gene Ontology annotation, cellular component: nucleus. The record is from RefSeq and is a predicted model, not a curated record. The coding region runs from base 1 to 1761 and encodes 586 amino acids.
AUGGACGACUGCCCAAUCGUCUAUGUGUCCAACGCAUUUGAACGACUUACAGGAUAUACCGAGAAAGAGAUUGUCGGACGCAAUUGUCGCUUUUUGCAAAGUCCGGACGCAAAGGUUGAGAAAGGCGAGUCCCGAAAGUUCGCCGACUCCUAUACUGUUAGCCGUUUAUGCGACGCUGUCGGGCAAGUCGCCGAAAUCCAGGUCAGCAUCAUUAAUUACAGAAAAGGGGGACAGCCGUUCAUGAAUUUGGUGACGAUGGUUCCCGUGCGCUGGAACACCACGGAUUAUUAUGUGGGGUUUCAAGUCGACUUGGUCGAGCGGCCAGAAGCUGUCACGGCCAGAAACCCUGAUGGAACAUAUAUGAUAGAUUACCAUCGGAGUCAACUACCUGCUUACGUCGUCCCUUCUCCGGAUAUAUACCAGGAUGACCAUUUGCCGGCCACCGCAUUCAAUUUGAGUCAAGUUUCACUAAUCCUCAACGGCAUUGCCAGAGGUCAGACAGUAGCUAUGAAUCAUAUGCAUCAUAUGCUGGUCGAAAACACAGAUGAUGUGAUUUUCGUGUUGUCUUUUGAAGGAGAAUUUCUUUAUCUAUCGCCGUCAUGCCGAACAGUGCUAGAGUACAAGUCGAACGACCUCCUCGGCAAGACGUUAUCUGCUAUAUGUCAUCCUAGUGAUAUUGGUCCAGUAACCCGUGAUUUGAGGGCCUGCACCACUGGUGAUCCUGUGAGCUUGAUAUAUCGUAUUCGGAGGAAGAAAAAAGGCUAUACCUGGUUCGAGAACCACGGAGGAUGGCACAUCACUGAACGAGGCCGACAAUUCAUGGUCCUUGUCGGCAGACUCCUGCCCAUUUAUUCCCCCGAGCAGCUCGCCAAGGUUCAGCGUGGUGGGCUGGCAGAGAACGACAUCUGGGCGAAGUUGUCCCUUUCAGGAAUUAUCCUCUUCAUGUCCUCGAAAUCUCGCGCAGUUCUCGGUCGGUCAUCUGACGAUCUCAAGGGCAAGCGCAUGCAAGAUAUCCUUGUAAACGACGACUCAUACCAGGAGCCAGGAAUCCAGCAAGCCCUCGAAACCUCGCGUAACAACCAGCAAACCACCUUCACUCAUAAAAUCCGUCACCGGAAGGGCCAUAUUUUCCCUGCCCAAAUCACCUUAUAUCCGGGCGACAUAACGGAGCACGCUACAAAACCCGCAUUCUUAAUCGCGCACCUCCGCUUUCCAAAGCAACUUCAGCUGCAGUCAUUAAGCACUGAAGAGCAGAACCAAAGUCAAAGCCAAAGUCGAAGCCAAAGCUCAAGCGACGCCGGCCUUGGGGAUUCCAACCCUCGCCAGGCCCAGCAGCAAGUUGAAUCUCACCUAAAACCGCACCCGAACUUCCCUCAGCCCACUACCUCCUCCGCAACGAUAACCGUACCCUCAUCAGCCAACCCCGCUGAAUCACCCACCGACAUCGGCCCACACCUCUUCGAAGAACUCAACCCAACUCGCGGCUCAAGCUGGCACUUUGAGCUGCGCGAGCUUGAAAAGCAGAACCGCCAGUUGGCGGAGGAAUCGCAGCGUCUCACUGCCCGCAGACGAAAGCGAAAGAGAAAGCAAAGUGCUGCGGUCGUGGAGAAGAAUUGUGCUAUGUGUGGGACUAGCACAACGCCCGAGUGGCGGAGAGGACCGAGCGGGAAUCGGGAUCUCUGUAAUAGUUGUGGGUUGAGAUGGGCGAAGCAGGUGAGAAGUGCUGGCGCGGUCCAGGGACAGGAGAAGUCCGGUGGAUGA